UGAAGUUUGUCUGCACGUGGAUUACACACUGCUAAUUACAGGUAAGAUAGGGUAACAGAUUACUGGGACCAGACGACAGGCGGAUGGCGCGCGACUGAGUCCGGGUGAUGGAGGCCAGGCCAGUGAUUGCUAAUUAAGACAUAUAUCAAGACUCCCCUGAAGACCUUGCAAGUGACAAGGAUGCUAUUGACCGGCCUUUUGAUGGUCUGUCUGUUUAUGACGUCACUAAGCACCGUCCAUUCAGAAUUCAGCCCCAAUGUAACUGUGACGUCAUGCAGCAGUACGUAUGUCGUCAUAAACACAAAGCACACCAGGGAAGGAGGAAUCAUAUAUAUACAGGGACGAGGAACGGAGUGUAAACACGUCACUUCCGCCCAGUCACGGGACUACACGUUCAACUUUGACCUCUGCAACAUAACGCUUGAUACCAUGUUUCGGGUGAUCGUACAGGAGAGAUCAGAUAUACAAACCGGAAGUGAUGAAGUUAUCCCGGUCAUGUGCAUUGUGGACAUGGGCGACAUUAUUGUCGGAAACAUCAUCAUGCCGCAGGGAGAAUUAAAUCCCGGAAUAAAUAAAACAACCAAGCCAAUUGCCCGGAUGAAGAUUCUAUCUAACCGUUCUAAUGACGUCAGCCAAGGGACAGUCAUUCUUAGUGACGAACUACGCAUGGAAGUUUCGCUAGACAAACAAUACAGAGAAGACUUUGAAAUCAGCGCCACUGACUGUUCCGCCUCCGAGAUCGACAUCAUCCACGACAGAUGUGCAGAAGAUGAUGGAGUGUUUCCGAACUUUCAUCGCAAUUAUGAAGGAAGCCUCGUUUCCAACUUCAAAGCAUUUAUUCCGACUAAUUACGUGGUUUCCGAUUCCGUGGACAUGUCCUUCACGUGCACACUUGUCGUGUGUCAGGGGAGCUGUGAGCCGACCGUGUGUAGAAAAGUGGUCGGAUGGGGGAAGAAGAAAAGGAGAAGAAGGUCUUCAAAUGAGAAAGACGUAGACAAAAUAACUUGUGGGACAACUAUACGAGUUAUCGCCCCUCAUACAAAACGGACAGAGAAAAAGCGGGAAGAAACCACAGAUGAGAGCGUCACUAUUAACAAGUACGUCAUCUACAUCAUGGCCGGACUAGGAUGCUUGACCCUAGUGACGUCAUGGUUUUUGAGCUGUUAUCUUUAUCAGCGACUCCUGGCGGCAAGAGGAGAUAAAAGCAACAUCAACGUUGCUCGUGCUGUUGGACGUAGACUGUCCGCCAUGUUGAAUAUUCCUUCUGGUUACGAGCUGAAUGACCAAAAGAUGAUGCAGUUUAUACCGGAAGAGGAAGGAACGCCACAGAGGCGUAAAUCAGUGACAGUGAUGCAUGUCGGGAAGUUAUACGGUUCCUCGGACUAACAAGGUUGUGCAGAUCUUUAAUAUUCCCCUAAUUAUAAAAAUCUCAGAUGCAGAACAACUCGACUUUUGUAUAAACCGUACUAUGAGGUUUGCAAUUACAAUAUAAAACAAUCAAUGAUUUUGAUAAAGUUAAGGUACUUGAAACGUGUAUUGAUAAAAACCAGUUGACGUUGAUAAGAACGAGUGGUUGAACUUUGAUUAUUUCCAGACACUGACAGAAAAAAAGAAAAACAAUCUCGUUCAUUACGCCCACCUCUGUACCUCCUUAAGAGAAAAUCAGAUAACUCGCGCCGUACUGUGUUUAAUACAGUGUGCCAUGCCUAUAAAGAACCAACGAAACUACAAAACGUAGAUUGUCGGAAGGGGAAAGAAAACCGGAAGUAAACAAAUAUACCUUAACCAUAGAUCCGAAUCCGGUGAGGUCUAACUCGGACGGCAGCCUGAUACAUGUUUUCUUUCAUCACAUCGCCUGGUUUAUGUUUUUAAGCAUGUAUUUAUAUAUAUUCGGGAAUGUCAAUUAUAGAAAAUUAAUUUGUUGUAAUCCGUUGUUUUCAAUGAUCAAUGCAAUCAUCAUUCAAAAUUAAGGUACUACAUUAUUUGACUUUGUGGAAUAAUUUUGUCAGAAAUUCUUUCAAUAAUGAUACUCUUACAUUGUAUUCCUGUAUUUAUCCUGAAUCAUACAUUACACCUUUUACGGAUUCCAUUUUCUUUGUGAAAUUUUAAUAAUUUUUGUCUUAAAUAUUAUCCAACAAAUUUGUGAAUCCACGUCUUAACUGUAUAACUGAAUAUUUCCGAGGAUAUUUAACUGUUUAGCUAAUGAGAGAAUUAACCAGUUAAAUGAACGUUCCACUACCUAACACAAGUUUUACCAUGUCAAUUUAGUUUGUGGAAUGUUAUCUAGCACACAGCAUGCGAUUGACGUUGUACUUUGGAGAGAUUACAUAUCAGUUCAUUUGUGCAAAUAAUCUUGAUCAAAAUAAAAUAAAAAAUCUGACAGCAAAGUUCA
This is a messenger RNA of Pecten maximus, 2392 nucleotides long. RefSeq lists its product as uncharacterized. The coding region runs from base 181 to 1386 and encodes 401 amino acids. The record is from RefSeq and is a predicted model, not a curated record. Lineage: Eukaryota; Metazoa; Mollusca; Bivalvia; Pectinida; Pectinidae. The transcript is spliced from 10 exons.